AUGGACAUCACCUUGUCAGACAAGAAAUAUCCUAUUUACGACACCGAAAUGCAAAAAGAGGGAGAUGUGGAGAAUGCCGCUGGGCAAAUGGAGGAGAUCAUUGAUCUCAAACAGGGCCUCCACCAGCGACAUAUUCAGAUGAUUGCCCUCGCCGGUACUGUCGGAACCGGUCUAUUUCUAAGUUCUGGACGAGCCAUUGCAGAGGCGGGACCUCUGGGCGCUUUCCUGGGAUAUGCAAUUAUCGGUUUAAUGGUGUCAAGUGUCGUCUUUGGUGUCGGUGAAAUGGGUGCUCUCGUGCCCCUCAAUGGUGGUGUGAUUCGUUACGCCGAAAUCUUUUGCGAUCCUGCUCUGGCCUUCGCCAAUGGCUGGAACCAAGUCUAUUCUUACAUCGUCUCAAUUCCCGCCGAACUUGUCGCCUGCGCCGUGAUUGUCGAAUUUUGGGUCACGGUCAGCUCUGCGAUCUGGGUUACCGUCUUCGGCGUGUUGAUGAUCUUGACGGCCGUCCUCUUUGUACGAGUUUACGGCGAGCUGGAGUUUGGAUUCUCCCUUCUCAAGAUCAUGCUGAUUAUUGGAAUCAAUAUCAUGGCGUUGGUCAUUACAUGUGGAGGAGGUCCUAAUCAUAAGGCUAUCGGGUUCGAGUACUGGAAGAGCCCUUAUGGUCCUUUUGUUCAGUAUCUAGGAUUUGGUGGAUCUCUGGGUCGAUUCUUGGGUUUCUGGACGGUAUUCAACAAUGCUCUCUACGCCUACUCUGGAAUUGAGAACAUCACCAUCGCUGCAGCUGAGACUCGAAACCCUCGACAGGCAAUUCCCAUGGCUGCCCGACGCAUCUUCAUCCGAAUCCUACUCUUCUAUGUCCUCUCGAUCUUCAUGGUCGGUCUGGUCGUGUCUUCCGCCGAUCCAAACCUUCUCGACUCUACCGGCACAGCGUCAGAGUCUCCUUUUGUCAUCGCAGCUCGCAAUGCUGGUAUCAAGGUCGUCCCCUCUAUUAUCAAUGCCGUCGUUCUCACCUCCGCCUGGUCCUCGGGUAACUCCAACAUGCUUGGCGGCUCCCGAAUCCUCUAUGGCAUGGCAAAGCAAGGUCACGCACCCGCAAUCUUCAUGCGCCUGAACCGAUUCUCCAUUCCCUAUGUUGCCGUGGGUCUUUACAGUGUCUUCAUGGCCCUGGGAUACAUGACACUGUCAGACUCUGCCAGCACAGUGUUUAGCUGGCUUCAGGAUCUUGUCUCAAUCGCGACAAUUGUGAACUGGCUUUGCAUUCUCAUCGUUUACUUGCGGUUCCUCUAUGGUUGCAAAAAGCAAGGCAUUGAUCGCCAUAAGGAACUCCCGUGGGCUGCCCCCUUCCAGCCGUACACUACCUGGGUCUCUUUGGUCGUGUUUAUUCUCCUAUUUUUCACUGGAGGUUAUAGCACUUUUAUUAAGGGGCACUGGAGCACCGAGACAUUCGUCUCUUCUUACUUCAACUUGCCAUUUAUCUUGAUCGUGUACUUUGGCUACAAGUUCUGGAUGAAGACUAAGAUUGUCCCGUUGGCGGAGAUCCCUAUUCGGCCUUUCAUUGAGCAGUAUUUGAAUAACCCUGAGCCUGAACCAGAACCGAAACGGGGACUCAGGAGACUCAAUAUUUUGUGGUCAUAA
Messenger RNA from Penicillium pulvis, 1632 nucleotides. Its product is annotated as aromatic amino acid and leucine permease. Gene Ontology annotation, cellular component: membrane. Lineage: Eukaryota; Fungi; Ascomycota; Eurotiomycetes; Eurotiales; Aspergillaceae. The transcript has a single exon. The record is from RefSeq and is a predicted model, not a curated record. Gene Ontology annotation, molecular function: amino acid transmembrane transporter activity. Bases 1 to 1632 code for a protein of 543 amino acids. Gene Ontology annotation, biological process: amino acid transmembrane transport.